AAGUGGUUCCCUUAUCCGUUUCCCUUCGUUCAAUCACAUUGUCUGGCCACUUUCGGUCGCCAGGGCCAUGACUUGUGACUCUUUUUUUUUUUAUUGAACUUUCGUUACUAGUACCAGACUAGCUUUAGACCUCCAGCGCCAAAGAAACUUCCCACCCUCGAUCCAGAGGAACGCCCGCCUCCAAUGAUGCUGGAUCCGGUGGCUCCCCCCGGCCGAACUAUUGUUGAAGGCGCUUGGGGCUAUUCCACUCUUUGCUCCCCUGAGGGGAUAUUUAGCAACCCUAGUGAGCCCUUACUUGGUAGCUUUUGCGACUACUUUAUAUAACUAGAAUCCACCCCCGCCUCGUUCCGUAGCAACGCGCUCGUCAUCUUGCCGUGCCCUAAAGACGGGGUCAUUCUUCUUUUCCCCGAUAGAUAGAUAGAUCGUCGCCUUCGGUGGGCCGUCUUUCUUACCCCCGAUCUCAACCUAUUUAGACGCUCGCCCCGUCGAAUCUCAAUCUCUUUCUCUUUCUCUACUUCCCUCGUUUCAGGAUCCCGAUUGCGUGUCGCACUCGUCUUUCUGCAGAGCUGUGUGACCUGGUCCCAAUUGACCUCUUUUCAGCCAUCAUGUAUUUCAACUACGCCGCAGCAACGCUGGCGGCCCUGCUUCCGCUAUGCUCUGCGCAGACAUACUCGCAAUGUAACCCUCUGGAGAAAUCCGGUUGCAAGCCCAACCCAGGUAUGGGCUCGAACCUCAACUCAGACUUCACCACUGGUAAUGGCGCUCUUGGCGGCUGGACAACGACCGCCGGCAAGGUCACCACCGGUGGCCAGGGAGGGGAGUUCACUCUCGCCAAGCGGGGCGAUGCGCCCACCAUUGACACCAGCGAAUACUUCCUGUUCGGGAAGGUCGAGGUGGUGAUGAAGGCGGCGCCGGGAACCGGUAUUGUCAGCAGCAUUGUCCUCGAGUCGGACGCCCUCGAUGAGAUCGACUGGGAAGCCCUGGGUGGUGACACGACUCAAAUUCAGACCAAUUACUUUGGUAAGGGCGACACUUCGUCCUAUGACCGUGCCACUUUUGUGAACAUGGCCUCUCCCCAGGCUGAUUAUCACACCUACACCAUCGACUGGAAUAAGGAUAAGACCACGUGGGCCGUUGACGGCAAUAUCGUGCGUACACUGAACUUCAACGAUGCCAAGGGUGGUUCCCGUUAUCCCCAGACCCCGAUGCGCCUGAGACUCGGCAUCUGGGCCGGUGGUGACCCCGAUAACGCUCCGGGAACCAUCGAAUGGGCGGGCGGCAAGACCGACUACAAUCAGGCCCCCUUCAACAUGUAUGUCAAGUCCGUCAACAUCGUGAACUAUACCCCCGCCGAGUCCUACACCUACUCGGACAACAGCGGCUCCUGGCAGAGCAUCAAGACCUCUGGCGCCACGUCCCCGGAGCCUCGCAGCACCUCGUCUUCCGUGGAAUCCUCGAGCGAGCCCGUCACGGAGCCCGCAACUGAGUCUGCGACCAAGUCCAGCACCUCCAGCACCACCAGCAAGACCACUCCGACUGGCUUCGUCACCACCACAACCGGUGCUACCACCGGCACCACGACUGGCUCUUCUUCCGCGACCACUGGCUCGGGUACCACCACUGGUGACUCCAGCUCGAGCACCGGUUCUUCCGGCGCGGGAGCCUCCCCCACCGGGUCAUCCGGUACCCCUGAGCCUUCUUCUGGCGCUGGAUCUUCCUCCGGUGCUGGAUCCUCUUCCGGUGCUGGAUCCGGCUCUUCGUCGGGCACGGCUACGAAAUCUAGCCCCAGCGUUCCUCUCCACACCGGCGCUGCAUCUCUCUCUGUCGGAUCUCCCAUGGGUCUGAUGGCCGCCCUGGGCUUGAUGACCGCUAUGUUGCAGCUGUGAUUUUUUUUUUUUAUUUUUUUUCCCCCCCUCUCUUUCUUUUUUGUGCUUUGCAAACUAACCUAAUGAACCCAUGGCGGAUGGUGUGUAAUUGACGGGAUUUAUGAUGCUUUUGGGCGACCACGUUCCUUUUAUGACCUGCUGAUUCUUGUAUCUUUAAUUGAUAGCCUUAAGGUACAUAACAAACUAUGAAGAACAAUCCGGAAUCCAGCUUAUAUUUCAAGC
Messenger RNA from Aspergillus alliaceus, 2108 nucleotides. Its product is annotated as glycoside hydrolase family 16 protein. Lineage: Eukaryota; Fungi; Ascomycota; Eurotiomycetes; Eurotiales; Aspergillaceae. The transcript is spliced from 3 exons. Gene Ontology annotation, cellular component: fungal-type cell wall. The record is from RefSeq and is a predicted model, not a curated record. Gene Ontology annotation, biological process: carbohydrate metabolic process; fungal-type cell wall organization. Bases 606 to 1886 code for a protein of 426 amino acids. Gene Ontology annotation, molecular function: glycosyltransferase activity; hydrolase activity, hydrolyzing O-glycosyl compounds.